ACUCUGCGCCGCAAACACGUGAGAAAACACACACAACAUGGACAUCACAGAGGUUCCCGUGAGCCAGGACAGCACAGGUAAGAAAAACAACAGCAAGAAGCAGAAACAGAAGAAGAAGAAGAAGAGUCCGGAGGGAGCCGGAGAAGGCAGCGGAGCGGAGAUAAAGCCGGAGGUGAAGAUGGAGAAGAUGGAGGAAGGGGCCGCCUUCCCCCCGACGUUCAGCGUGUCCGAGAUCAAGAACAAACAGCGGAGACACCUCAUGUUCAUGAAGCUGAAACAGGAGAAAAGAAAGCAAAAGAUGCAGCUGAAGAAAAGGAAGAAAAAAGAACGUGCAGCUUUAGGCGACAAGGCACCGCCGAAAGAGGUCCCCAAGACGAUAGAAAACCAGAGAGUGUACGAUGAGACCAUGGUUGAUCCAGAAGAUGAAGAGGUUGCGUUUGAUGAGGGAACUGAUGAAUUUUCUGCCUACUUCAACGGACUGACGAAUCCCAAAGUGCUCAUCACAACAUCAGACAGACCCAGAGGGGUGAGAGGCUGCUGCCUUUUCAUUAUAUGGGAAUGUUUUUAUUACCUUUUUAUCAUUAGAGUUGUCAGAAUAUGUCCGCUUAAUAUCAGGGAACCACUGCUGGAUUUAGAUUUAUUCCCAUAG
Molecule: messenger RNA, 649 nt
Organism: Stegastes partitus (bicolor damselfish)
Lineage: Eukaryota; Metazoa; Chordata; Actinopteri; Pomacentridae
Product: ribosome production factor 1
Exons: 4
Coding region: 38-649 (203 amino acids)
Biological process (GO): maturation of 5.8S rRNA; maturation of LSU-rRNA
Cellular component (GO): nucleolus; preribosome, large subunit precursor
Molecular function (GO): rRNA primary transcript binding
Source: RefSeq, a predicted model, not a curated record